AUGGAAACUCCGUACCCGAAACUCAUCGAUCCUUCGAAAACUCGAAUCGGAUGGAUUGGGAUCGGAAUAAUGGGAUCAGCCAUGGUCUCUCAUAUCCUCGCCGGAGGCUAUUCAGUCACCGUCUACGCUCGUGAUCACCGAAAGUCAAAGGAUCUACAAACCAAAGGAGCUCGAACCGCCAACAGCCCCAAAGAGCUUGCAGAGAUGAGUGACGUUGUGUUCACCAUCGUCGGAAACGCUAACGAUGUCCGAUCGUUGCUUCUCGGUCCCGAUGGUGUACUCUCUGGUCUUAAACCAGGUGGAGUAACCGUUGACAUGACUAGCAGCAAGCCAGGACUAGCGCGUGAGAUUUACGCGGAGGCGAGACUGAGAGAUUGCUGGGCGGUAGACGCGCCGGUGUCGGGUGGUGACGCCGGAGCACGCGAAGGGACGCUGGCGAUUUUCGCCGGCGGAGAUUCCGAGAUCGUUGAGUGGUUAUCUCCGGUGAUGAAGAACAUGGGGAAUGUAAAGUAUAUGGGAGGAGCAGGGAAUGGACAUAGCUGCAAAAUCGGGAAUCAGAUCUGCGCUGCAGGCAACAUGGUGGGACUCGCUGAAGGGAUUGUAUUCGCCGAGAAAGCUGGUUUAGAUCCAAUGAGAUGGCUCGAGGCGGUGAAGGACGGUGCGGCUGGAUCGGCGGUUAUGCGACUGUUCGGAGAGAUGAUGGCGAAGAGGGAUUAUAAACCGACAGCGUUUCCGAAGUAUAUGAUUAAAGAUUUGGGAAUGGCGGCGGAGGAAAGUGACGUGGCGGCGGCGGCAUUGCCCGGAGCUGCUUUGAACAAGCAGUUAUUCUCUGGAAUGGUGGCGAACGGUGAUGGUAAGUUAGGGUUUCAAGGCGUUGUCUCUGUUAUUAGGAGACUUAACCACAUUCCCUGA
Messenger RNA from Arabis nemorensis, 912 nucleotides. The record is from the annotation of a GenBank genome assembly. Lineage: Eukaryota; Viridiplantae; Streptophyta; Magnoliopsida; Brassicales; Brassicaceae.